Malaya genurostris is the source of this 2778-nucleotide messenger RNA. Its product is annotated as transmembrane 7 superfamily member 3-like. NCBI's taxonomy places the organism in Eukaryota, Metazoa, Arthropoda, Insecta, Diptera, Culicidae. The transcript is spliced from 3 exons. The record is from RefSeq and is a predicted model, not a curated record. The coding region runs from base 144 to 1940 and encodes 598 amino acids.
GAAAUUUUUACCUGGCAUCUCUGCUGAUAGGCACUCUAGCACUUCACAAGAAGUUUAUUUUUGCAAAUACGAAGCAUUAUCGGUCUUAGCCGUCUAUCAAGACAAUACGAAGAAAUAAAAUACGAAGCAUCGAUAAAAGUUAAAUGAAGGCAGUAUUUAGUAAUAAUUCAAAGAAAUCAACAAAGUUUUGUGGUUGGUUUAUUGUUGUCUUACUAAUUUUUCGUCUUCGUCAAUAUGAAGCUACAAAUAGUGAAAAGUCUCUUAUGUCGAAUAUUGGAAUUUCCGAGCAUUUCAAUUAUACCUAUAAAGCAGUACAGCUUAUCGUCCCUGCACGUAUUAAAAUGAACGACAUUAACGAUUACCAUGAGAUUGUUCUUCCGGCUUACUCUAACACCAAUAUACAACUAAGGAAUAUGUCAGUUAACAGCAAACAUUUAGGAUUUGCUGUUAUUCAGAUGCAUGCCUAUGAAUAUAACAUUACAUUAAGUUAUACUCCAUCCAUACUCAAAGAUCGUUCCUUAACGGGAAUUAAUGUAGGUCUAGUUCUAUACGAAGAUGGAAGUUUGUAUGCAAUUAAUACACAUCCACAUGAAGAUAUUUGGGUAUCUCUGGUUUUGAUGUUGUACAAUAAGACGGCGCCGGUACCUGGUGGAUGCAAUAUGGAAUUCCCAGUCGAGGUAUCCCCCGUAAUGAAAGUUAUUCUAAACGAAUCAACAAUAGAAGUUGACACCCCACCAGCAUCAGUAGCGAAACCUUUCCUAAAACCGGACAACCAAUGCGGAAAAACGAAAUUGAAUUACGAAUCGUUCUAUUUGUCCAUGCCUACCUAUGAUUUUUCACAAAGGACAUACUUCACAUACAUACGAAAGUUGAUCAGCUAUGCUAGUGCUAAAGUUUCUGGUAGAGUUAAUGAUCUUAUGUCAACUUCGCCAAGCAUAACGAGAAUUUAUGAUCGUCAGAAUGGCCGAGGAAUGGUAUUCGUCACCGUAGCGAUCGAUCCGGUACACCAUGGGUUUGCCGCCUAUGUGCCAGUUCAAACGUAUGCCUGCCGACCGUUUAUGUAUGUGGAUGAAUGUUAUGAGUUUAACGUACCUAUUCGAAUUGUUGGAUUCAUCAUUACCAUAAUGAUGGCAGCGGAGAUUGUCGUAUCGUGUUUCCCAAUUCCCCUAAAAGCUUUCGUAUGUGGUGGCGUAAUUGGAAUUUUGGGAACCGUGAAAAUUCUUAAGGCUUCCAAUUUGGCAGUCAGUGAUAGUCAGUUAAUUAUUUUGUUAGUAGUUGGAUCGAUCGCAUGUGCUGUACUACUCGUGGUAAUCUCAAUAUUUUGUCCAAUUGCAUCUAUAGUCCUUUGUAAUUUUCUCGUCGGAUUUCUGAUGUGUAGUGUGAUAUACUAUGGAAUAAAUGGCAACUUUUUGAGUCAUCCGUUCAUCAGCAUUUUGUUUGUAAUUUCUGCAUUAGCUGCGGGAAUUUUAUUCAGUUCUAUACGAUUAUUUCUGUUUGGAAAUGCUUUUCUGUUUAGCGCCAUGUCACUGUUCUAUGGAGUGAACGUGAUUUUUAGUGCCAGACUACAUUAUUCGCUGAGAAAUCUAUUCCUUGGAUUGAAAAAAGAUUUUCAAGAAUCGGUGCUGUCGGAUUCAACUAUGGACACAAACGAAGUAAUGGCUGUUGUUAGUUUUGGGAUAAUUCUCACAUUGUGCGUCUACCUACGAGUUCGCUGCAGGCUACGGGAAAAUCAGGUGGUGAGGUCUGGUUUCCGUUGGCCAUGGAGUGAUCACGGCUCCAGAACCAGCUUAGCUUUUCUAGCUGACGAUAGCCUGGCUUACGACAAUGUGUCCGAACAUCCCACAAUAACACGUUGGACUAGUGGUGAUGAUGACGUCUUCGAGUCACCAGAAUCGAAUUUCAGAUUUUUUGAGCGGCUUCGGCAGCUUCGGCGGCAGUGAUUAUAAAGUUCGAGACUGACAUCAACGAUUUAGAACUAAUAUGAUUUAAAAAAAUGUUUACAUUUCAAAAUGUAUGGUAACCGUACUUGCAUCAUCUCAGCUCGUCUUAUUAUAUACAACAAUUUUUUUUCUCUAAAAUGCUGUUAUCGUACCACAUUACUUUUCAUUAAAAACAGAAAAACUCGAGGAAAUGAAUGAAUUUUGUUUUACUCCACCAUUGUCAGCCAACUACAUAUGUAAUUAUAUAUCUUACGUUUUGGGUGGAAAGUGAAUUGGAACGCAAGAAGAAAAUUGUUCGGGUCAUUCGUGAAUGAUUGUUUCCAUUCUCUCAAGCAGUUGCCAUAUAUUUUCAUGCUACAAAGCAUGCAUUGAAACACUAUAGAUUAUUCUCCCGAACUGCGAAAGCCGGAAAACGUAAUCAUUCCAUUUUUUCACAUGAAAUAUACUGUACACGUUUUCGUGUGUGACAUAAUUGACAGUAUGGAGACGUGGCUCAAAUUUAAGUUGACGAUGAGUUGAUUUGCAUGUGCUUGAGAAUUUUUCUGGAAUAAGAAUAGGUAUGACCGAAUUGAUUGGCAAUAAUGACAGGACUGAUGAUGCAAAAACAUUCUUCCGGAAGAUUGAAAGCGAUAAUUAGAGAUAAUCUUAAUGAGACAUGGAUUAGUGGUUGGUUGUUAUUUUUCGAGUGGGAAGAUAAUUAUACAUUGGUACUGUUACUCGGAAGCACUGUGGUAGAAUUAUGAAAUUUUGGAGAUAUUUUUUUGGGAAAUUUAAAGUAGCAGUGGGAGUGAAUUAUGUGAAUUAUUAGGAUCUCAAUAAAAUUGUCAUUAAAUUUGAA